AUUCUGCAGGAACAUUCAAAAGAAAGAAAAAUGGAAAGUAAUUAGUGGAGAAAAUUGUGAGUUUAAAGGUAUGGAAAGGAAAGAUAUGACUGGUUUUGGGAAAGUUGCAGAUUUUUCUCUGAGAUCGCUCUUUGAUAAAACAAUGGCUGACAAAAAGCCUCAACAGCAGGUGUCAGAAGUUGAGAAAAAGACUGUUCCUCCUUCAAGUGCUGAGACGAGAGAUGAUUUACCUUUUAGUCUAAAGAGUAGGUCUGUGGUCUUUAGUAUGAAGGCCUUGAUUGAAAAAGGGAGAACAAAGUACCGCGAAGAAAAGAAAAUAGAGCAGACGCCAACUCAGACACGUGAAAAAAGUAAACAGCAGAAGGAGAAAUAUCUUGUGAAUGUCCUGAAGCUUUGUCCAGCUAAAAAAAUUGCAAAAACAGUAUCAGACUGCCAGGUAACAUUAGAUUCUGACAAGGGGCAAGACCCAACAUAUGUACCAACUUGUGCUGCCAAUCCAAGUUUAAUAUCGACCCCAAGUAAGGAGAUGAAGAGUCAUAGGUACAGUAUCCUAAAACGACUAAAGACAAGUAAACCAUAUGAGAAGGGUAGAAUGAACACUGCGUCAGAAUCAGUACUGCAGCAGCAUAAGGAAACAUACUCUCCAUUCAGCAAGUACAAACUCCUCUCAAAUAAUAAUUGUGAUCAAGAGAAGUUUACAGAAAUACAGCAGUGCCUUCAGCGCACGGCAGGACGAGCACAGACUGAUAAGGAAGCACUGUAUUCAAGAAACUUCUGUUAUCAAGGCUCCUCAAUGCAAAGAUAUUUGAAGCUGAGUUAUGACCAACACAAGCUGAUGACAGAGAAGUACAGUCCUGGCUUCAUAGACACUCACUGCCAUCUUGACUUCCUCUUUAGCAAAUGCAAUCACAUUGGAACAUAUGCAAAAUAUCAGUCAACGCGUGAGGGUCAGGAUGCAUUUCCUGUUUCCUAUGAAGGAUGCAUAGCCAACUUUUGUCAGCCUUGGACUUUCAAAAGGAUAAGUUGGUGGGAGAAUUUUCUGGCUGAGUCUAAUGUGUGGGCUGCAUUUGGCUGUCAUCCUCAUUAUUCAAGUAGCUUUGGAGACGAAGAGGAAGGUUACUUAAGGCAUGCACUGCAGCACAAAAAGGCUUUGGCUCUGGGGGAAAUUGGUCUGGAUUAUUCUUGCAAGAAUAACCACAGCCGAGAACUGCAGCAGAUAGUGUUUCGACGCCAGCUGAAAAUCGCUUUAGAGUUCAACAAACCUCUUGUGAUUCACUGUCGAGAUGCAGAUGAGGAUUGCAUAAAUAUUCUGAUGGAGAUUGUUCCUCGAGAUUAUGUGAUACAUCGCCACUGCUUCACAGGGAACUGGAGAGAAGCUGAGAGGUGGUUAAGCACAUUCUACAAUUUAUACUUGGGGAUAACAGCAUUGGUUACUUACCCUUACACUGAGAGAGGAUGCAAUGUUCAGGAUGUUGUGUCUCAGAUGCCCUUAAACAGGCUUUUACUUGAAACUGAUGCUCCAUAUUUUAGGCCACAUUGCUACCAGGGUCCAGGCCGUUGGUCACAUCCUGGCAUGGCUAUACAUGUAGCAGCUCAGGUAGCUUCAUUGAGAGAGAAGAGUGUCCAAGAAAUUUUAGCAUUCACUAGACAGAACACAAAGAAGGUCUAUGGGGUGUAGGAAAGGCAGUGGAUAUACCUUGGCUGUCUUGGUAACUGUAUUUGAUUGUUUUGCACAUGAUGGAAAUAUUUUUGGAUGUAGAGUGUUAUUGUUAAUACCACUUUCCUUUCUUGUAUCUUGGAGAAGUUACUGAAUUAAAUGGAUACCGAUGUUUUGUUGUGCAAUAGUUGUGCAAUGUAAAGAUAUGAGUUUAUUGGAUUGAAUAUCAUAUAUGGGUUUCUUCGCACUGUUAUUAGAAUAUUAAAAGAAUUGUUUGGUU
Molecule: messenger RNA, 1937 nt
Organism: Penaeus monodon (black tiger shrimp)
Lineage: Eukaryota; Metazoa; Arthropoda; Malacostraca; Decapoda; Penaeidae
Product: putative deoxyribonuclease TATDN2
Exons: 6
Coding region: 71-1678 (535 amino acids)
Molecular function (GO): hydrolase activity, acting on ester bonds
Source: RefSeq, a predicted model, not a curated record